Molecule: messenger RNA, 5563 nt
Organism: Drosophila gunungcola (fruit fly)
Lineage: Eukaryota; Metazoa; Arthropoda; Insecta; Diptera; Drosophilidae
Product: gastrula zinc finger protein XlCGF57.1
Exons: 8
Coding region: 743-3655 (970 amino acids)
Biological process (GO): regulation of transcription by RNA polymerase II
Cellular component (GO): chromosome; nucleus
Molecular function (GO): chromatin insulator sequence binding; DNA-binding transcription factor activity, RNA polymerase II-specific; RNA polymerase II cis-regulatory region sequence-specific DNA binding
Source: RefSeq, a predicted model, not a curated record
AUCGGUGUUUCGCCACCUCUAGCUCUUCCGCCCGCAACUAAAACUAGAAUCUGGAUACGCGUUAAAUGUUAAGAAAAUAAAGACACCGAACUAAUUAAUGAGCCAAAUAUAAGUGAACAGUGCGCGCAAUGUCGUUAGUGACUAGUUGGCAGUGGAAGUAAAGAUCGUGAGGGAUAACAUAGAUCGCCAAUAAGCAAUUCGUGAACAGCGUCUGCCGAGGGACGCUGCUGCAACCAGAAAAAGGAGUGGUAGCUUAGCUGCUCGUCUGUACUGUGGAUAAAACAAACUCGAACGCUGGUGGCCCCAAAGGAACGUCCAUAUAUCCAUAUAAAUAUACUCUAAGUCCGCUCCUGGCGAGCCCCCCAGAAAGAGGCAGAAUCGGGCCAAAAAGAGAACCACAUGAGGUGAACGAUAGAAAUUGGCUGUGCGCCAAUCACACACUCACACGGAUCAACUGUUACAGUGGCAACACCACCACCCCCACAGGAGCAACAGCAACAGCAGCAAUUUCAUGCCACGCUCAGCGAAAGCAGUCGACAGCAGCAACAACAGCAAUAUGUAGGCGCUCCACAGCAACACAUGAAAUACAACCAAGAACAGCAGCAACAACAACAACAACAACAAGAACCCCAACAACAAACCAAUAAUUCCCAAAACAACACAACAACAACAACAUUAAUAAGACAUAUAGAAAUCAGGGAAAAAGCAACGCCACAACGAUAGCCCGGAUCUGGACACAAGAAUGCAGCACGUGAGCGCUGCUAGCUCGGUGCCAUCGGUAGUAGCCCCUGUAGUGACCACUGGUGGGACGACAAUCACCUUGGGCGGUCCACCGCAUCUCCCCAAAUCGGAGCACAAAGAGGAUGGCAAGCCGCCGCACGGCAUUGAAAUGUACAAGGUGAACAUCGAGGACAUUUCGCAGCUCUUCACCUACCACGAGGUCUUUGGCAAGAUCCACGGCGAUGUGGUCAACCAUCAGUUGGCGGCGGCCCACGGCGGACAGUUGCCACCACCGCCGCCGCUGCCGCCGCAGGUGCACAGUCAUGCGGCGAGUGCGGCGGCAGCCGCAGCAGCAGCGUCCACAAACAACGCCGCCGUGGCAGCGGUAAUGGCCUCGGCGAAUGCGGCAGCGGCCGUCGCGGCAGCCGCCUCGGCGGCGGGCGGGGGAGGAGGACUACCGCCGGCCACCAGCGGCAAUGGGGGCCAGCAGGUGACGGUGACGACGACCAGCAGCUCGACGAGCAGCGGCGGGAGCACCACCAGUGGGGGCACCACGACCACGGCGGGUGAGUUGCUUUUGCCUAAAAUGGAGGGCGGCAUUCAUGGCGUGGACGGCAGCGGCAAUGGCGGCGGCGGGCAGAACGUGGCGCUGGCGCCGGACGGGACGCCCAUUGCGACGGGGACGCACGUCUGCGACAUCUGCGGCAAGAUGUUCCAGUUCCGGUACCAGCUGAUCGUGCACCGGCGCUACCACAGCGAACGGAAGCCGUUCAUGUGCCAGGUGUGCGGCCAGGGGUUCACCACGUCGCAGGAUCUGACGCGCCACGGCAAGAUCCACAUUGGCGGGCCCAUGUUCACCUGCAUCGUGUGCUUCAAUGUGUUCGCGAACAAUACGAGCCUGGAGCGGCACAUGAAACGGCACUCGACGGACAAACCGUUCGCCUGCACCAUUUGCCAAAAGACCUUUGCCCGCAAAGAGCACCUGGACAAUCACUUCCGCUCGCACACGGGCGAAACGCCCUUCCGUUGCCAGUACUGCGCCAAGACGUUCACGCGCAAGGAGCACAUGGUCAACCAUGUGCGCAAACACACGGGUGAGACGCCACAUCGUUGCGAUAUUUGUAAGAAGUCCUUUACGCGCAAGGAACACUAUGUUAACCACUACAUGUGGCACACUGGUCAAACGCCACACCAGUGCGAUGUCUGCGGCAAGAAAUACACGCGCAAGGAGCACCUAGCCAACCAUAUGCGCUCCCACACCAACGAGACGCCGUUCCGUUGCGAGAUCUGCGGCAAGAGCUUUAGCCGCAAGGAGCACUUCACCAAUCACAUACUCUGGCAUACAGCAGGCGAGACGCCGCACCGGUGCGACUUUUGCUCCAAGACGUUUACGCGCAAGGAGCAUUUGCUAAACCACGUGCGCCAGCACACGGGAGAGUCGCCGCACCGCUGCUCCUACUGCAUGAAGACGUUCACGCGCAAGGAGCACCUGGUCAACCACAUACGCCAGCACACGGGUGAGACACCGUUCAAGUGCACGUACUGCACGAAAGCGUUCACGCGCAAAGAUCACAUGGUUAAUCAUGUACGGCAACAUACAGGCGAGUCGCCGCACAAGUGCACGUACUGCACUAAGACGUUCACGCGCAAGGAGCACCUGACGAACCAUGUGCGCCAGCACACGGGCGACUCCCCGCACCGCUGCUCCUAUUGCAAGAAGACGUUCACGCGGAAGGAGCACCUGACGAACCAUGUGCGCCUGCACACGGGCGACUCGCCGCACAAGUGCGAGUACUGCCAGAAGACGUUCACGCGGAAGGAGCACCUCAACAACCAUAUGCGCCAGCAUUCGAGCGACAAUCCGCACUGCUGCAACGUCUGCAACAAGCCAUUCACGCGCAAGGAGCACCUGAUCAAUCACAUGUCGCGGUGCCACACCGGCGACCGGCCCUUCACCUGCGAGACGUGCGGCAAGUCGUUCCCGCUCAAGGGCAACCUGCUCUUCCACCAGCGCAGCCACACCAAGGGCCAGGAGAUGGAGCGGCCCUUCGCCUGCGAGAAGUGCCCCAAGAACUUCAUCUGCAAAGGUCACUUGGUCUCGCACAUGCGCUCCCAUUCGGGCGAGAAACCGCACGCGUGCACUCUGUGCAGCAAGGCGUUCGUCGAGCGCGGCAAUUUGAAGCGCCACAUGAAGAUGAAUCACCCGGAUGCUAUGAUGCCGCCACCACCCGUGCAUCCGCAUCCGCAAAUACCGGCUGGCGUGCUGACGCAAGUCAAGCAGGAAGUGAAACCGAUCAUAAUUCCCCACCACUCGGCGACCACCACGAUGCACACCAUCCAGCAGAUCACGGCGGGCGCGGCGGGUGGAGCCGGUGCAGUGCAGCUAACACCGGGCCUGGUGCCCCUGGUGACCUCCACGCUCAUCUCGCACAACGCGGCCGCGCAGCAGCAGUCGCAGAAGCAGCAGGCAGCGGCCGCAGCAGCUGCCCAGCAGCAGGCCGCCGCAGCGGCUGCCGCGCAGCAGCAAGCAGCCCAGCAACAGGCGGCCGCCGCCCACCAGCAACACCAGCAGCAGGUGGCCGCCCAGCAUCAGCAGCAGGCGGCAGUGGCCGCCCACCAGCAGCAGCAACAGCAGUUGCAGCAGCAGCAGCAAUUGCUGCAGUUGUCCAUCCAGCAGGCGGCGCACCAUCAUCAGCAGGAGCAGCAUCGCCAGCAACAGCAGCAGCAGCAACAGCAGCAGCAGCAACAACACCAGCAGCAGCAGCAGCACCACCAGCAGCAGCAACAACAGGGCCAUCCCCAGGCACCGCCGCCGCAGCAGCAACAACAGCCGCCGCCCAUCGCCCUGAUCAGCGAUCCCAGUGCUCUGGCACGCGCCGCCAUUCAGCUGCAGCAUCUGCCAGCGAACGUGGAACAGCACCCGGUUGUUUACUAACAGUAGCCCCUCCUGCACGGCUACACUCCCACCACAGCCCACUCCAGCAGCACGACCAGCACCUCAAUAGCCGCCACAGCGGCCACUGCGUCGACGCAAGCGGCGUGGUGAGGCAUCGUGCCACCGUGCCACCAGUGAGCCCGUGGGCUAGUGAGCUAGUGAUCUAGUGAGCCGAGCUGAUGCAACAUCUCUAUAUAGGACACACAACACACAACACCAUAACAAGCACACCACCCCAUAUACGCAGCUAGUUGUAUGUACAAUAGUUUUAGCAGCGCGCUGGUUACGCAGAUCUGUGGCUCCCCACGAGAUAGUGGUAUGCAGGGGUUCUAGGGUGUUUCGAUUUUUAUAGGCAAACACAGUCGAGCCAUUUUAUCUCAGUAAGUGCAAGUGCAAUAUCGCUUUUUUAAUAGUUAACGAAAAAUAUUUAAUACGGGGUGCCAAGGAAACGCCUUAACAUUUAAAACAAAAGAAAAUUAGGUGACAAUGUGGACUUUUCUUUCGAGACUUCUGUGGCAUCCCUGUAUUUUUAGCAACAUUUUGACAAUGCUUUUAUUCUUGAUAUAUUUUUUUACUCUUUUAAAAUUCUAGAGAAGAAAAACCAAUUUGUAAUCGUUUUUGAUCCCCUAAAAAUCGAGACAUCCUAAUAAAUCAAAUACAGCAGAUUUCGCUCUGUAUUCCCAGAUGCAAUACCAGCUCGCCAAUCGCAAGCAAACAAAGUCAAUGCUCCUCUACUAGUCUGCCGCCGCCAGCUUUAACGUGCAAUACGAAUCAUCUCAUAGUAUGUUCUCUCUCUUUGUGUAUCUUUAAUGCUUAGGCGCUUAGCGUCUAAUUUUAUUCACGUGUUUUCUACAUUUCUGAAAUGUGUGCCAGGCGGCGCGUGAUUUUGGGUGGGUCGAUCGAUAGGUUCUCAAGUGAUUGAUCUGAUUGUCAUUUAGCUGUGCUCAGUGCUACCAUCGAUCGCGAGGACUGUUCGACCCACCCACUCUUCUCGCUAGACACUUCAAAGAAGGGGUUUUGGUGGCCGUAACCAGCGAAUGCGCAUCAUCUUGUAUUUUUAUUGUGUUUCGACUAAGUUAUGAUUAUACCCAUACGGAGCGACAUUCAUAGAAAGCAUCCUCAUCAUACAUAAACAUAUGCAGAUAUGCAUAGGCAUACGAUUAUAAUAUUAUAUACUUUAUAGUUUGUAAAUAACACGCAACAAGACCCUUGGAAAUCUAUCGAAAAUUAUUAUCACGAUUGUAUUAUUUUUUGCAUUUUCCAAGGAGGAUCAUUGAAAACGAGCAAACACGCGUACACCUUCACAUAUAUUGGCCAAGUGUAGUCCUUAACCCAGUUUACAAUGUCAAGCCCCCAUUGUGGGGCUGUGAUUUUGAUUAUGAGAUAUAUAUAUAUUAUUAUAUGACAGCGGAAAAAGAAGCAGCAUAACAGCAGCCACAACUAACGAGAUAAUGAGAAGGGAUUAAACAAGAAUUAUUAUAUUUAAUGUUAGUUGAACUACUAAAAGUAAUAAUUGAGAACGUGGAUCGCAAAAUUGAUGAUAAUGAUAAAGAGCGAGUAGUUUUUAGUUGGGCGUUGUCGCCCAAUCAUUAUGAUUACAAUUACAAUUACGAUUAUGAUAUAUGAAUACUAAACCUAUAACAACAAGUUAUUACCCCACUAUUAAAGUUAACAAACAACAACAACCCAUACAUAUAUAUAUAUAUACGACUAGGCACAACUCUAAAAUUAAUUAUAACCCUUAACUGUGCUUAUGUUGAAAACAACAAACAUUAAGAUCAAGUUAAAGCCGUAACGAAAUAAAUGAAAGAGAAACAAUUAACGAGAACGCCCCAAGCGCCACAAGCAACAACAUAUCUGCUUUAAAUUUUACAAAAAAAAAAAUAAAACUUAAAAUCUAAAAAAAAA